GCUCUGUUUUUUUUUUCUAUUUUGCUUUGGGAAAUUUUGGAAGACGAAACUAUUGUGAAAUCGGUGUCGGUGUUAAUAUGGUUGAACACAUCAGAGAUACUGCGAUAAAAUUGACCGAUUAUGAUGUUCGCGUUGAGAGCAUAUUCGAUUUACGAUAUUUAGCACAAAAGCUUGAUGAUCGUAUUGAUCAAUCGGUUCGAUUGAAGGACCUAUCGAAGAAUUUUUUGGAUAUUAAACUCUUUGAAUUUGACCGACUCGCUAACAGUCAUUGGAAAAAAAAAACAAUUAAUUUAGAUACACGGAAUGUAAAUUAUGCCGCUAAAACUGUACGUGUUGCAAUUGAACUGUUCAAACAUUUUGAAGAGAAACUUGUGUUGGAAAAUUCGUCCAACGAAGGCGUUCAAACAUUUAUUAAUGAACAUUGCAAGCCUCACUUGAAUCAUAUUUAUCGAAAUAGAACGAAAGAAGCGGGGCAAAAUCAAUCAACUGAAACAGUCGAUAAACAAACAGUGCAGGAGAAUGAACUAUUGAGCAAUCCAGAAAUUCACGUUAUAUGCAAUGUCGAAGACUGUGAAACUAUGGCAGAGCAGCUUCGAAAACACUGCAACGAAUACAACGUUCUUGGCUUUGGCUGCAGAUAUUCAGCCAACAGACAAACGGUUUCUUUAUUACAAUUGGCAUCACAUCGUGGACUAUGUGCUUUAGUGCAAUUGAGGAAAUUGAAAACAAUUCCAACCAAACUUCAGGAUAUUCUCGAAGACGAACAUAUUCUCAAAAUUGGCGAUGAUGUUUCGUUCAAUGUGAAUAGAUUGGAAAGAGACUAUGGAUAAUCAUUUUUAGUAGAUUUCACCAUCGCGUAAUGUAACGUUUUGGCCCAUUUUCGUGGUAAUUUCAGUGUUAUAUUAAACGUGGAUUAUGUGCAUAUUUCCCAAUAAAAUGACAACUUCCAAUGAAAUUCAUUCAAAAUGUAACAAAUAACGGACGGUUCACAUUAUGCUCGCUCCAUUCUACACAGACCGUACAGCAGAUAUACAAACACG
Sitodiplosis mosellana (orange wheat blossom midge) is the source of this 1040-nucleotide messenger RNA. RefSeq lists its product as uncharacterized. Gene Ontology annotation, cellular component: cytoplasm; nucleus. The coding region runs from base 78 to 830 and encodes 250 amino acids. Gene Ontology annotation, biological process: nucleobase-containing compound metabolic process. The record is from RefSeq and is a predicted model, not a curated record. The transcript is spliced from 3 exons. Lineage: Eukaryota; Metazoa; Arthropoda; Insecta; Diptera; Cecidomyiidae. Gene Ontology annotation, molecular function: 3'-5' exonuclease activity; nucleic acid binding.